UAUAACGAAUCCAUCUCUGCUAAGGAAAAUGUCCCCUUUUUCGGCAUCAGGAGGGUUUCCAUCUUUCUUCGCGAUGUUCACGUCAUACACUCCAUCAGAGUUCGUGUUCUUUAUUGUAAAUGUCACCCUCCAGCUUUUACAGAGCCCCUCAUCAGUUCUGAUUCUGAGCAAUUUUUUCUGAUCGAAGCAAAAGCAUUCGAAGACAUGGGCUCCGUCUGGUGCUUGGCAGACGUCCAAUAUGACACCAUGAAAGACUUCAUCUUUAUCUUUGAUUUCAAGUUUAUUCAUCAACAACGUAGCGGUCAGCAAUUCCCGAACAGGCUGUUCAACAUUUCCAAACGCAUCGGUACUGGAGUUGGCCUCCGCGUUCAAGAUAUCCUGGUCUGCCAACAUCUGAUCCUGACAACGCUUAAUCGUAUCCUCAUCGAUAACUUUCUUAAGAAGGUCACUUAUCCGGAACGCAACCCCUUUCGCAAUGGCUUCCUUCGAAGUGUCCCUCUCAACAUAAGUUGA
Haemonchus placei is the source of this 513-nucleotide messenger RNA. Lineage: Eukaryota; Metazoa; Nematoda; Chromadorea; Rhabditida; Trichostrongylidae. The record is from the annotation of a GenBank genome assembly.